This is a messenger RNA of Saccoglossus kowalevskii, 4010 nucleotides long. RefSeq lists its product as uncharacterized. The record is from RefSeq and is a predicted model, not a curated record. NCBI's taxonomy places the organism in Eukaryota, Metazoa, Hemichordata, Enteropneusta, Harrimaniidae.
UGUCUUCCUUUUUUAUUUCGCUAUUAGAAGCCCGACUGAGAACAUAUGUAUAUCACAACAGCUUUGUGCUGCCUGUCCGACAUAUUCUAAGAGAAACUAUAUUUUCAAAUGUCGACAACUUAUAUUAUUGCUUUUGCUUUAUAGUGGUAAAUGAUGCCACUUUGAACUUGAGCUCAGCGUCAUCGGACGAUCGAUUACUAUAAAUCGCCACAGCACUGGGAAUUUAUAGCUUGGGUAAAAGUUUUAGCUCACAAAGUGGACAUUCACCAUGCCCACAUCAAGCAGAGCGGUAACCGUUGCUCCGUCUAAGCGGAUGCCCAGUUCGAGACCUCUACCAAAAAGAACAACAUCUAACGCAAGAGCUACCAGAGGUAAUUCAGCUAAGGGAGCUUCCACAAGGAUACCUAUACCAGUGAGUGAUAACAAGCAAGAUGAUGACAAAAAAAAAGAGCAGGCUACUCAGAAAAUGUCAAAAGUUAGACGCGUACCUGACUUCAAUAAACUUCAUAAAAACUGGAAUACUAAGUUACAAAUUGGCAAAGCUUGCACCAAGAAGCCGAUGACGCAGGUACACGAGUUUGAUUUGACAAAACCAGGAACCAAGUUUCACCCAGCUGUAUGUAGAGAUUUGCUAACUGAUGAGGGUACUGAGGCUGAAAAAGACGAGGACUUCUUUGAACUGGACCAAGAUGCUUUAAAUUCCAUCGUGGACAGCAGAGCAUUGCAAGAGAGGGAAGACAGUAAAAGACCUACUAUUGCUACUGACAGGGUUAGAGAAAGGCACAAAGAGUCUGGAUUUCCAUUUCAAAUAAAACCAAUAUCAGAAGAAAGUCCCACUCGACAGGUACUUGGAAGUCUUUCAGCUGGUACUGUCAAUAAUAAUAAUAGGAAUAUUGAAAAGAAACCUUCUCCAGUUACCAAAGAAAUUGUAAAACGCAAAGAAGACCCCAUCAAAGCCAAUAGAGAAGCGAAGUCACUUGCAGAUCAACAGAAAGAUAGCGGGAUUGACUUUGAAAGUGAUAAUUCUGCUUUAGCAAGUAUUCUCAAUAAUCAAGGUGUGGAUUUUUUUAAGCAACGUCCGAAGGCGUUUACACGACAGACUAUGGGAAAUCUGCCCAGAUAUGAGAGGCUGUCAGUUUAUAACAGAAAAUCUCAAAAUACUGAUAACAUCUACAAAGAGUUUUGGGAGCACACAUAUAAAAGAUUGACCAUGACUGGAUCAAAUAUAUCAACCAAACCAGUGGCAACAGGUGAGGAUAAUAUUUUGUAUCACAUUGCUUUGAGAGUGCUGAACCCGAAAGUGUCUUUAUUACAAGAACAGAGCAUAUCUACAGCAUCGCCAAAUUUACCUGUCAGAAAAACAAAAUACAACAUAACAAAAAAACCACAAGCUUUUGUGUCACCAAACACCAAGGGACCUGUAAAGUGGGCUGAUCUACUGACCAGUCCUGAGAAUGACAAAGCUUUUAAAGAAAACAGCCUUCCUAUGAUGAAUGAUGAUACUAAGGAUUACUGUACUCCUUACAGUAUGAUUCAACAAGAGAAACAACAGCAUGAACUUGCAGCAAGAGAAGAGGACCUGAAACAUCUCAGGGAAGUUGAAGAGGCUGAGCGACUACUUGAAUUAGAAAUUAAACAACUGGAACAAAAUGAUUUGCUUAAUGUACCAUUGUUAAUGAAGAACGGCCAAGAGCCGUCACAGCCAAAUAUAGCGUCAUGUGCAUGGGGUACCCCAAAUCAGACGUCAUCGGCUGUUGCCAUGAUGACUCAAUCAACGCAUAUCCCUUCCAGUUUGAAUCAUAGUCCUGGUAGUCAUUGUUCAACUCGUCAAUAUGAACAACAGAACACAUUUUCAACUGUUGCGGCUACACCUACCAAUCAUGCAGUAGCUUUAAACAAGACUCCACAGAACAUGAACUUGAAUCAACAGCAACAUCAAUCAAUAGGUGGUGAGAAUGAAAAUCUGAUGUAUUCACAUGGAUCUGACAAACAAUUUCAAGACCACAAUUAUCGCAAUCAGCCAACCUCACUACAGUCAUCUUCAUAUCAUAAAACAAUUUCAGCAAUACCUCAGCAUGGUCUAGGUGGGUCACAGCCAGUGUACCAGAAUGUAAAUCUGAUGUAUACACAUGGAUCUCAACAACAAUUUCAAGAUCACAAUCAGCCAACCACACUGCUGACAUCUCAAUGUCAUGAAAAAAUUCCAUCAGUAUCUCAGUAUAGUCUCACUGGGUUGUUGCACACAAACAUUGAUCCACUGGCGAAUCCGUGUGAACCACAUCUAUCUGAUUCAGCAAUGAGACCUCUGUUUCAUCAUGCAUCAGCUCCAGACCACUUGUACCAGCAAUCGUUGUACCACAAUCAACAUCAAGCGAGUAAUUCAGUUUUCAGUUCUUGUACUGGUUCUAUUUUAAAUUCAAAUGGGUACUCAGAAAAGGCCAGGCUUUACGAAGCCCAUGUCAGUAAUGAUAAACUGUAUUCUUUACCAAGUCAUGCACAAACAAGUGAUUUAAGACUCUCGUCAUAUGGCAGUUCAGCAUUUAAGUCAUCAGCCGGGAUGCAGUUACCUACCACUGCACAUGUGAACACUGUCAGUUCAGUACUGUCGCCCGUUUCAUCACCCAAAGUGACGGCUUCAAAGAAAUCUGAUUUCAACCAAACAUCUACAGCUUUUAAACCAAUCAAUUUAUUUCCCUCUGACACUCUUUCAUCUGUCAAGUCUGAUUUGGAACAUGGCACUAGCAGACCAUUGAAUGCUUGGAAUCCAGCUACAAAUGCCAUAACCACUGGACAACAACACCCUGUGUCAACUGAUGAAUCUCAGACUUCAAAAACUCUCACCCAAAUUCCAUCAAAUAUUGCUGCAGUCUCCUCACAAAUGGCCACAACUUCAUCCAACUUUUACCAACAACCAUAUAUCGAUACCAAACAAGAAACAAAGGCCUUGAAAGAUAAAUCUUACCUAUUCAAUCAGACACAAGAAUCUAAAAACAGUGAAUCGUUUUCUCUUGUGCCUUCUUCUGUGUCUCAACAAAUUGCUGUAGCAACUACUACUUCAACACCUUGGACUGCCAUACACUCUACUGCAAAGUCUUUGCAACGUUCGAUCCACACACCAAAGCCAAUUGUAGCCGGGAAAACAACAUUGUCUCGCUAUCUUCCUCAGACACCAUCGUUUUCCAAGCAUGCAUAUGCAGACAUUGACUUGCCAAUUAGAACUCCAUUGGCCAUGCAAAGUUGCAGUCAACUAGUCACUAAAGAACCGAUUCCCCUUAGUCUCUCUGUUGACUCUCCUGCUGUAAGACCAAUUUCUCCAGAAGCAAGAACGACUAUAUUUCAUGACAACAGAUUGCCUGUUUCGGAAAAGAACAAUUUCCCACUUGAUCACUCAUCAGCAGACAAAGACCAUGCAGUUCAAAGCUACAAAGCUGAAACUUCUGCUUGGAGUUCAAACAGAUUUACAAGUGGUGGUCUAAAUAAAGCAUGUUCUCCAGAAAGCAAAUCAUCUGUCUGUUCUGCACCUGGUCUUUAUAAUCAGAAGAGGAUUCAAGGUUCACUUUCACUCGGUGCUAACAUGAGGUCCAAAUCUCCUGUUGGUUUGCAUUCACUGAAACACAGAACCAUAGGAAAUCAACACUUCCAUGAUGCGCUUCUAGAUAGUGAAGUUGCGCUAUCAACAUGCAGGUCACUCAGCAAGUUUAGUGCGAAACCACGUGUGGAAAGAAACUUCAUGAAUCCUGUUGCUAAGAUACUAGAUGGUGGAGAUGACAUGCAUUUCAUUCCAAUUAAAGAAGUUUUUACCAAUCAGGCACUUAUACCUGAUGGAUCUGCCUUUUCGACGUAUACUGGUGUAUCAUAAAGACUCUGUCAAGGAUUAUACAGCUUUCAUCAUGUUUUCAACAUUAGGCAAACUAAUGACCUGCUCACAUAAAUAAUUGUGUAAUGUAAAAUAUUUUCCAAAUAAUAGUUUUGUACACUUUUCAAACAUAAUUUUCAUACCCCCCCCCCCC